UUCUAGCGCGCCUGUACUUGACCUACGUAAACAAUUUUUGAACGAAGGCUGGGCGCGUUUUCUGCAGGUUUUGUGAUGAAGACAUAGCUAGCUACAAGACAGAAAUUGAUCUAGGAAAGAAUGGAUUCCACUAUUGCCAGUGAUGUGAAUGGAUUCAAGACGCCCUGCAAACCAGACAGGGUUAAGGUUAAGGGCCUUCUCUCUGGUAGCACUGCCAGUCCUAGAACUCCCAUAACCAUCCCUGCCUCCCCUUUCAUGAAGAAACUGGGAUGUGGAACUGGGGUGAAUGUGUAUCUCAUGAACAGAGUUGGUAAACUGAACCUGUCUCCAUGGGCUGUCAAAAAGAUCAACAACAAAUGUGCCUCAAAGCAGGUGGGUGUCUACCAGAGACGACUCUGUGACGAGGCAAAUAUCCUGAAAGGCCUGCAGCACCCAAACAUUGUUGGAUUCCGUGCCUUCACCACUGCCAAUGAUGGCUCUAAGUGCCUGGCCAUGGAGUAUGGUGGGGAGAAGUCCCUGAAUGACCUGAUAGAGUGGCGACGAGAGGAGGGCCUGAAGGCUUAUCCAGCUGCCACCAUUGAGAAAGUGGCCUUGCAUGUGGCGCGUGGCCUACAGUACCUUCACAAUGAGAAGAAGCUAUUACAUGGUGACAUGAAGUCUUGCAAUGUUGUUAUCAAGGGUGACUUUGAGACUGUCAAAAUCUGCGAUGUGGGAGUCUCCUUGCAGUUGGAUGAGAAUAUGAAAGUGAGUAACCCCAAAGCAGAGUACGUUGGCACUGAGCCGUGGAAGCCCAAGGAGGCUCUGGAAGAGGGAGGCGUGAUCACGGACAAGGCAGACAUCUUUGCCUACGGACUGACCCUGUGGGAGAUGAUGACUCUGGCCAUGCCUCACUUGGAGAUUGAGAACAGUGAGGAGGAUGUCUCAAUGGACGAGGAUGACUUUGAUGAGGAUGCCUACUAUGAGAGGUUGGGCACCCGACCGGCGCUGGACUCUGAGAGUCUUGGGGGAGCCUACCAGAGAAUGGUGGAGCUCUUCUGGCUCUGCACGGAGGAGAAUCCACAGAAACGCCCGUCGGCUACCCAAAUAGUUCAGGUUCUGGAGUCCAACAUGCAGGCGGACAACGUCAUUGUCAUAGACUGAUCAGUUAGACUAGUCUCAUCUCAUUCAAACCAUACUGUAAUGUUGACUAGUCUUGUUUUCGUUUCCAGAAACCUUUCCUGUUUGUCUUGACUUGUAUGUAUGCAAUGUACGGUAUUCUUAGGUGAAUUGUAGUAAACAAAAUGUCUCAGUAAAUUGAUAAACAAUUUAAAGAA
Messenger RNA from Oncorhynchus masou masou (cherry salmon), 1313 nucleotides. RefSeq names its product lymphokine-activated killer T-cell-originated protein kinase homolog. Gene Ontology annotation, molecular function: ATP binding; protein serine/threonine kinase activity. Lineage: Eukaryota; Metazoa; Chordata; Actinopteri; Salmoniformes; Salmonidae. The coding region runs from base 121 to 1140 and encodes 339 amino acids. The record is from RefSeq and is a predicted model, not a curated record. The transcript is spliced from 7 exons. Gene Ontology annotation, biological process: peptidyl-serine phosphorylation.